CAGCUGGAACUCCUGAAUAAAUUCAAAGAAAGAGCCGUUUUCACAUGAAAUGCUCAAUUGUGAAAUUAUAGAUUUAGAACAUAAAAUCAUAGGGCUGGAAGGGACCACUGGAGUCUAAUGGUCCAACCCCCUGGUCAAGGCAGGAGUCUUACAUCAUCCUGGUCAAACUUGUCCAGUCUGUUUUUGAAGACCUUAAUUGAUGGAGUGGCCACAACUCCAGGAGACAAGCUGUUUCAUUCUUUUCAUACUUCUAGGCUGUCACUCUCUUUAACAAGCUUCCACCCAUUAUUUCUUGUCCUGCUCUCUGGUGCUUUGGAGAAUGUCAAUCUUCUCUGAUGAUUCCUCAGGUACUGAAUAAUAGUUUUCAUGCCUCCCCCUAGUCCUCCUCUUCAAUAGGCUAGACGUACCCAGCUCCCUCAACCAUUCAUCAUACAAAUUUAGCCUCCAGACUGUCAUCUUCCUUGCUCUUCUCUGCAUACUUUCUCGGGUCUCUUGUAUGGUGACCAGAACUGUCACCAGUGUGAUAUAAAGUGUGAUAUAAAGCAGUAUUAUCAUUUGUGAUCUUGACAGAAUAACUGUUAGGAAGGACCUUGGGGGGUUUCUACCCCAUGCUCACAGAGAAGACCCUCUACCGUUUUAGACAAAUGGCUGUCCAAUCUCUUCUUAAAAUCCUCCCAAAUCCUUGGAGCGCUCAGUUUCUGAAGGGAAGGCCUUCCACUGAUCGUUUUCACAGGGAGUUCCAGAUUGCUCAUCUCUCCUUGAUUAGUUUCCAUCUGUUGCUUCUGGUCCUGUGUUUGGGUGUUUAGAGAAUAGAUUGACUCCCUUUUUGUGGCACCUCUGAAAUAUUGGAAGACUGCUAUCAUUUGUCUGAAACUAUGGCUUCUCCUGCUUGAGCUUGGACUAGAGGACCUCCGAGGUCCCUUCCAAUUCUGUUAUUUCCCUGGUUCAGUGAUUUAGUCGCUUUGUCAAAAGCUGCGAUAAGAUUUGUCUCUGCAUCAUGAGGAGAAACGGGGGAAGAUCGUCUUCAAGAAAGGCAGGGCUACUCUCGAACAAGCCGCCUUCACCUCCAAAGCAACGGCCGAGGUUGCAACCGGCAGGGAGGGGAGAGGCGCCGACCUGCUCCCGAAUCAGGUGGAUGCUUGGGCGCAGCUUCCCCUUCCCUGCGCUCCCCGUUGGGCUUAGCCAGCCGUCUCGAGCGCCGGUUGAGCCUCCGGCCUUAAGAGCGAAGCAGCCAGGCCGCCUCUUGAGGGACGGGAGGCCACAAGGAAGCUACCCCGGGAGCGCCAGACUCCACCCCCACUUCGGGGGCGAGGCUACGCCCCGAGCGGCGGGAACUCGCUUUCCCAGAGUGCCCCGGGGUGCGAAGGCGGCGCGAGGCCUGCCGGGAGAGGCGCAGGGACACGUCGGGGUGCGAGCGUGCGUGCGCCGGCCGGGGAGCGCGAAGACGGAUGGCGCGCGAGCGGCGGCGGCGUGCGGGCCCGGAGGGCGUGCGGGCGCAGGAGCGGGGGCCCGCGCGGCGGGAGCACGGGACGGGCGGGGGCGCGAGGCCGGCGCUUUUGGUGCUGCCGGCGUUGCUGCUGCUGCUGCUGCUCGGCUGCGGCCUUUACGCCCGGUGGGGGCCCGCCGCACGCCUGGUGGUCCCGCACGCCUCGCCCCGCGUCCUCCAGCCCGGCAGCACCGGCCCUGCGGCCGCGCCCGCCCGCUUCUGGGGCUCCUACCGGCCCCAGGUCUACUUCGGCAUGAAGACGCGCAGCCCGCGCUCGCCGGUGGCCGGCUUGAUGUGGCUGCAGCAGCUGGAGGGGGACGUGAGGCUGCGGCACACCUGCGAACAGAGCGACGGCCUCCCUCGCUACGGCUGGCUGCUUCACGACGGCACCCAUUUUGGGGUGCAGGAGAUCCAAGACCUGGGCUUCAGCCUGCAGACGGAGUUUGUGAAGCGUCCCGGCGGGCAGCACGGCGGAGACUGGAGCUGGAGAGUGACGGUUCGCCCAGAAAGGACGGGGCCCAAGCCCCCCUUCAUUUCCCUCCUUUUCUACAUGGCAACCGAUGGGCAAGGAAGACUGCAGCCUCUUAUAAAGGAGAAGAGUCGGCUGGCAUCACUAAGAGGACAGACAGAAGAAUUGGGAAAUUUCACUGUGACAUUCAGGCCGCCCACCACAGAGGCUGGCAUCCCUCUUUAUGCCAGGUACAAUCACCUGCAGGCGAUGGCGGAAGGACUGCAUCGCCUGACUGACGUGGUGAAAUCGAGCCUGAGUUCGCGGUUUUCCUACGCUCCACCGGGGCUUCCCAAGCGCCAUUACUUUGGCGUGGAUGUGUACCACAGCCAAGCUGGCGACAGAGAGUUACGCAGCCAGCUCCUAAUUCACCAGGUGACGGUGGCUGUGCCCUGCCGCGUGGAAGUGGCUUUUGAGUCAGGCAGUGUGCCUGACCGGCCAGACCGGCUCCUGGCACAGACGCUGACGCAAGAGCUGGACAAACGUGUGGCCGCCUUUGAGCGGCGCUUUGAGGAGACCUUCGGCCUCUCCCGCAAGGGCUUCUCUGGGCAGGAGCAACACUUCGCCCGGGCUCUUCUCAGCAACAUGCUGGGCGGGAUGGGCUACUUCUAUGGGCACUCACUGGUGCAGUCCCCCUACACAGAGGCCCCCCAGCCGUACCCUGCAGGGUCUCUCUUCACAGCAGUGCCCUCCCGCUCCUUCUUUCCCCGGGGCUUCCUGUGGGAUGAAGGCUUCCACCAGCUCCUCCUCGCCCGCUGGGACCCAGCCCUGAGCCAGGAGGUGCUGGCUCACUGGUUCGACCUCAUGAAUGUUGAGGGUUGGAUUCCCCGCGAGCAGAUCCUGGGGGACGAAGCCCUGGCAAAGGUGCCUCUGGAGUUUGUGGUGCAGCACAGCCAGGCGGGCAACCCCCCCACUUUCUUCUUAGUGUUGCAGCAGCUGCUCAGGCAAGGGGCGGUGGAACAGAGCUACCUCCGCCGCAUUUAUCCUCGCCUGCAAAGCUGGUACAGCUGGUACAAUCACACGCAGGCAGGACCCUUGCCCUACACCUUCCGAUGGCGUGGCCGGGACCAGGACACUCAGCUUUUCCUGAACCCUAAAACCCUGACCUCUGGGCUGGAUGAUUAUCCCAGGGCCUCCCACCCCUCGGAGGAUGAGCGUCACCUGGAUUUGCGCUGUUGGAUGGCCGUAGCCUCCGCUGUGAUGGCCGAGGUGGCCACACGGGUGGGAGAGGCGGAGAACGACUACACGCACAUGGCUGAGUGGCUCACAGACAAUGAACUGCUGGAGCGGCACCACUGGUCAGAGGGACUGAGCACGUUUGCUGACUAUGGCAACCACACCCAGGCUGUGGCCCUGGAGCGCGAGCACCUUCGGCCCCCUCCUCCUGGCCAACCCUUGCCCAUUCCAAGGCUGGUCCGAGUGGUCCGCAAGUCACCGCGGUUGCAAUUUGUGGGAGGGGCUCUUGGCUAUGUGAGCCUCUUCCCCCUGCUGCUGCAGCUCCUGCACCCCAAUUCCCAGCAGCUGGGCAGCCUCCUGGCAGACAUGAAGAACGAGCAGAAACUGUGGACACCCUUUGGCUUGCGUUCCCUGUCGCGUAGCAGCCCCUUCUACCUCAAACGCAACACAGAGCACGACCCCCCUUACUGGAGGGGAGCCAUCUGGAUCAACAUGAACUACCUUGCAGUGCGGGCUUUGCAUCACUAUAGCCAAGUUGAGGGGCCCUACCAGGAGGAGGCAGCCAAGCUAUACCAUGAGCUGCGCACCAAUGUCAUUGGCAACGUCCUCCAGCAGUACCUGGACUCUGGCUAUGUCUGGGAGCAGUAUAACGACAGCACAGGACGCGGGCAAGGGUGUUAUCCCUUCACGGGCUGGUCAGCUCUGGUUGUGCUCAUGAUGGCAGAAGAAUACUGAUUAGCCCGCUGGUGCUCCUGUAUCCCUGGGCAGCUCAGCUGGAGUGGCUGGUGCAGGAUUCUGGCAAAGGGACACGGGCGUUGACCUUUCCCUCUGCCCUGCUUUGAGGGUUGGCAUUCAACUCGGAGAGUAAAGUGGCAGUGCCUAGAUGUAAGCAAUUUCAUAUUGAAAUAAAGCCGAGAAGCUUAAAA
Ahaetulla prasina is the source of this 4096-nucleotide messenger RNA. RefSeq names its product mannosyl-oligosaccharide glucosidase (gene MOGS). Gene Ontology annotation, biological process: oligosaccharide metabolic process; protein N-linked glycosylation. Gene Ontology annotation, cellular component: endoplasmic reticulum membrane. Bases 1449 to 3905 code for a protein of 818 amino acids. The record is from RefSeq and is a predicted model, not a curated record. Gene Ontology annotation, molecular function: Glc3Man9GlcNAc2 oligosaccharide glucosidase activity. The transcript is spliced from 4 exons. NCBI's taxonomy places the organism in Eukaryota, Metazoa, Chordata, Lepidosauria, Squamata, Colubridae.